Messenger RNA from Carlito syrichta (Philippine tarsier), 1636 nucleotides. It is a transcript of the gene TMEM222, whose product is annotated as transmembrane protein 222. The record is from RefSeq and is a predicted model, not a curated record. Bases 17 to 679 code for a protein of 220 amino acids. NCBI's taxonomy places the organism in Eukaryota, Metazoa, Chordata, Mammalia, Primates, Tarsiidae. The transcript has 5 exons.
ACCACCCCCGCCCGGGAUGGCGGAAGUGGAGGUGCCGACGGCGGCCGAGAGGGACAUGAAGCACUACCACGGCUCCGGCGGCGUCGCUAUGGACGUGGAGCGGAGCCGCUUUCCCUACUGUGUGGUGUGGACUCCCAUCCCGGUGCUCACGUGGUUUUUCCCCAUCAUUGGCCACAUGGGCAUCUGCACAUCCACAGGAGUCAUUCGGGACUUUGCUGGCCCCUACUUUGUCUCGGAAGACAACAUGGCCUUUGGAAAACCUGUCAAGUACUGGAAGUUGGACCCUGCCCAGGUGUACACUAGCGGGCCCAAUGCAUGGGACACUGCAGUGCAUGACGCCUCUGAGGAGUACAAGCACCGCAUGGUAGGUGGGCUGGGGCAGGGCCAGCUCCUGAGGUCAGAACCAGGGUGGGAGGUUCCCUUACAGUCUGUCCUGACCCAACCCUUCUGGCACCUCCAGCACAAUCUCUGCUGUGACAACUGCCACUCGCAUGUGGCAUUGGCCCUGAACUUGAUGCGCUACAACAACAGCACUAACUGGAAUAUGGUGACGCUUUGCUUCUUCUGCCUGCUCUAUGGGAAGUACGUCAGCGUUGGGGCCUUCGUGAAGACCUGGCUGCCCUUCGUCCUUCUCCUGGGCAUCAUCCUGACUGUCAGCCUGGUCUUUAACCUCCGGUGAUGGCUGCCCUGUAGUCCCGAACCCACCAGGCUCCAGAGGAGGCUGCUACCAGCCCCUUUUGGUCCAAGAUUACUUCUCACCCCGAAAGGCAGGGUUGGGCCUGCUGUUUUGGACAUAGGGUUCUGGGCUCAGUGGGAUGGAAGGGUUGAGGAUGAGCAUGGGACGGGUGGUUAUUGUCUCACUGGCCACUCAGAAGCCUUCCGUCCCCUCCUCCCCAGGCAUGUGACCCUGGUCCUUGAGGCCCCCUCUUUAUUCUGCUAGAAAGGCCUUAGCUUCCCUCUGUAGGACUUCUCCUGACACUGCCUGCUGGGCUCCUGCCUAAGCCCUGUGCCCGGUAUGGGAAGGGGAGGACAUUUAGUCUCACUGGACAAGGCAGUAUUGGGACCAGAGCUGGAUUAGGAGCCUGCUCUUCUUGUGUUAGCUCUGGUCCCAGGGUGGGCAGGGGAAUACUAGAAGUCUCUAUAAGCUAAGCUGCCCUGGGACCUUCACCACUGGCCUCUAGAAUGGCACAGGGGGCUGGCUGGAUGCCUCUGUCAGUUGUCUGCCAGCAGCUGCAUGGGGGAAGUAUGUCUCCAUCUGGCGUCCUCCGGCCCAUGCAGCCCACCUUCACCCUCCCAGGGCCUCCCAGCAUUGGGCCCAUCUCCCCCUGCAGUUUGGGGCCAAGAGGUGAAUGGAACCAACAUGUGCCAGAGUGGUACGGUAGACAUCAAUGCCAACAACACUCGGCCCUAGCCCCAUCUGUAGGCCUUGUGCUGGUGAUGGCUCCCUUGGGUCCAAAAUACAGGAUGCCUGCCAGAACAGCUAGUGCCAUCAGGGAGCUGGAGGGGUCUGUUCUCCCCACCUGUCUACAGGCCCCCUUUCUUCAGGUUGUCAAGAAGGGCCCUUGCUGCUGGCCCCCUGCUCCAUGGAUUCCUUGGAGGGGCUUCCUGGGCAGGACAAUAAAGAGUUUUGAUUCCA